UAUUUUGUUCUCUGGCGCGUCGCCCACUGUCACUAAGAUCAUCGAGUGCAGCACUUUCGUUUGGACCAGCAGCCUCGCUCACAAGGACGUGGUACACAUUGCGCCCAGUGAUUAUCACACGGCAUUUCUAACAGGUGAGAAUGAGUGAUUCGGGCGAUCCUCCUUUUUUUUUUGUUUCUUUGUUUCUAGACGAAGGGGAACUCUACACAACUGGCUCGAACGAUUCCGGACGGCUUGGAACGAAAUCUUCCGGGUGUGAAUUCUCUCCUGUGAGAGGUUCAACGCUAGAUACUUCACUUGUUUCUCACGGUCACACUGUCGCUGUGACUGACACUGGCUCGCUAGUUUCCUGGGGAUGUGGAGAGUUUGGCCAGCUCCAUGCGGCUGGCGUUUUUAACAGCCCGCUGCCUCGCUUCAUCUCGCGAACUCCUGUUUGUCCGUGUUGCUUGUGGUUCUGGCCGAACACUCGCUCUCACAGGCAGCGGGGACGUUUACUCAUUCGGACAAGGCAUGUUUGGUGCUCUCGGUCACGGAGCCACGGAAAGCUUCGGCGCGCCGGUUAUUGUUGACAGCCUUUGGGGCUUGGGAAUCGUCCAGUUGAGGGUCAGCUGGGGACGAGGAAAGUAUGGGCAGAUUGGCUGUGGAAGCGUUGAGAAGCAUUUGCAGCCGGUGCCCGUCACGGCUCUCAGUGAUCGCCUGCUCACUCAGGUUCUCUGUGGUGCGGACUAUACCAUGGCCAUUGAUUCAGAUGGCCAGCGUUUUUCAUUGGGGCAUGGUCACUGGGGUCAGACACUCAAGAUAACAUCCUUGUUUCAAAGCUGGUUUGCGCGCUUGAAAAUGACAAUAUUGUCCAGGCAAGUGCGGGAGCUCGUCAUGCUGUAGCCUUAACAUCAUAAGGUGACGUUUAUGCGUGGGGUGACAAUGAGCAAUGAGCAAGGACAAGUUUUGCCUGGAGGGAGGUGACUAAAAGAACUCAGCAAUGCCUAUGGUCAUUUGAACCAUAUUUCCCUUUCAGUUUGAUCGUGUUGCUCACACCAUUGUUACUAAACUUGUCGCAAAUAAGUUCCAACAGCCGGAGAGCA
Molecule: messenger RNA, 1082 nt
Organism: Selaginella moellendorffii
Lineage: Eukaryota; Viridiplantae; Streptophyta; Lycopodiopsida; Selaginellales; Selaginellaceae
Product: ultraviolet-B receptor UVR8
Exons: 6
Coding region: 379-882 (167 amino acids)
Source: RefSeq, a predicted model, not a curated record